CAUACAUUAUUUUUUACAUAAGGAAAGAUUCCCUAUAGUAUCUGUCUUAAAUGCAUAGUUGAAAAACUGUUAAUUAGAGGUUAAAUACGGCAAAUGAAUGUGUCCUGUCCUGGAGAUUCAGAGUUUGAAUAUUUUCAUAAUUUCAUAAUAAACAUAUUCAAACUCUGAAUCUCCAGGACAGGACACCUUCAUUUGCCAUAUUUAAGUGUAACAUACAAGCUGAGUCAUUGCUAUUUAUUCAUUGUCUAACCUGCACAAACCCUGACUGUGCACUGACGGCAUCAUGAAAUCUAAUCUCUCAACAACACUCAAUGCCAACAAUGCCAUUCACUUUCCUUCAGAUACAAUGGGACUAUUAUAUUACACAUGCUGAGACGGCCAUAGCAGCGGACACUCCUGUGAAACACCACCGUGGGGAACGAUGCUCAUCGGGUCUUGAUAUAAAAAUGGAUCAAAUCUACAGAAGGCCUGUCCCACACAGAGAUCUGAGAGUGCUUAACCAAAAGGAGGACAAAGACCUGCAGCAUAAACUUAGCAUGCUGGACAAACAAUACAGGUACACGCUCAAAAUGCUCCAACAGAGGCGAGACACGUUGAUUCGUGAGCAGGGGAGAGUGGUGAUGGUGAAAGUGUGUGAACCCAAAGCCAUAGUUAACAUUGCUAUGAAAGAAAUCGGAGAGCACAAGACACACGUGAGGGCUGUUCACACGUCUGAUGGCAGAAGACACUAUUCCAGCAAGUCCCAGCAUCAACACGAGGGAGCUGAACUGGCACAGAAGAAUCGGUCAGUGUCGGCACCACUGACGUCGGACAAGCCCACAGGUCCACUGAGACACAGAGGCAACAUCCGGGCAAACGUGUCUCUCAUGCAGAUGAAAAAUAUCGCAACCAUUGACUCGAUAUCAGAAAAGGAACUGGCCAGGCAGCGGCAGAAAGCCUGCGAGGAAAUGGACAGAGUGAAACGACUUCAGAGGGAAACAUUACACAAGAGGGUGGCGGAGUUUAUAAGAAGUCUCAGGGAUAAAAGUGAUGUGGAAAUACUGGAAACUCCAUAG
Solea solea (common sole) is the source of this 1055-nucleotide messenger RNA. RefSeq lists its product as uncharacterized. The record is from RefSeq and is a predicted model, not a curated record. NCBI's taxonomy places the organism in Eukaryota, Metazoa, Chordata, Actinopteri, Pleuronectiformes, Soleidae. The transcript has 2 exons. The coding region runs from base 312 to 1055 and encodes 247 amino acids.